CAAUUUAAAUUUCCGCAUUGAGCGAUCACUAGUUGCGCUGGUUCAUGAUCUGCAGCUGUAGCAGUGGCAGCAGCUAGUAGCCUGGGAACAAUGUCAAGGCUUCUUUUGAGGACGAACUUGAGGGCUUGUAUGGCCUCUCAGAUCAGGAUGGCAUCUGACCAGCUCGGGGAGUUGGGCAAAGGUGCAGGAAAAGGUGGUGGUGGAGGAGGCUCUGUGAGGGAAGCAGGAGGUGCGUUUGGGAAGAGACAAGCUGCAGAAGAGGAGAGAUAUUUCAAGCAGAGGGAGAGGGAGCAGAUGGAGGCUCUGAGGAAGCAUCAUUCUGAGGAAAUUGAGCACCAUAAAAAAGAAAUUGAGCGUUUAAAGAAAGAGAUCAUCCGCCACGAGGGAAAGGUCAGAAGACUGAAGCACGACGACUGAAGAACCUAACACCAAUCUACUCCAAGCAUCAUAUCACUGAUUCUGCUAGCUACAGGGCUAGACCAUUUGGUCAUUUAUUCCAAUAAAAAGUCUUAAUUUUUCA
Boleophthalmus pectinirostris (great blue-spotted mudskipper) is the source of this 520-nucleotide messenger RNA. RefSeq names its product ATPase inhibitor A, mitochondrial-like. Gene Ontology annotation, biological process: negative regulation of ATP-dependent activity. The transcript has 3 exons. Gene Ontology annotation, cellular component: mitochondrion. NCBI's taxonomy places the organism in Eukaryota, Metazoa, Chordata, Actinopteri, Gobiiformes, Gobiidae. Bases 91 to 417 code for a protein of 108 amino acids. The record is from RefSeq and is a predicted model, not a curated record. Gene Ontology annotation, molecular function: ATPase inhibitor activity.